AUGAGCUUGAAAGGUGUCUCGAAGGCCACGAUUCGGGCGCCUCAAACAUUCAAACAAAGAUUCAACAUUGGCGAAGUCACCAAGGACGCCGUAUUCAUAGACGCUGAGAGGCGUUUUCAAGAGCUAGAGAAAGAGACUAAAAAGCUACAUGAUGAGUCCAAGAAAUACUUUGACGCCAUCAAUGGCAUGCUCAACCAUCAGAUCGAAUUCUCAAAGGCUGUUGCCGAAAUAUACAAGCCUAUAUCUGGCCGAGUGUCAGACCCAGACAGCAUUAAACCCGAGGGCAAUCCAGAGGGCAUCCGAGCUUGCGAGGAGUAUGAAGCCAUCGUACGGGAAUUGCAGGCGACUCUAGCGCCCGAGUUAGAAAUGAUACAAGGGCGAGUCAUCGGGCCGGCCGAUGAGCUGCUACAAGUGAUCAAGGUUGUACAAAAGUCGAAUCUGAAGCGGCACCACAAGCAGCUAGACUUCGAUCGGCACAGGACUACAUUGAAGAAGAUCCAAGACAAGAAGGACAAGACUCUGAAAGAUGAGAAAGCGCUCUACAAAGCCGAGAGUGAGGUUGAGCAGGCUACGCAAGAAUUUGAGUACUUCAACGAUUUGCUGAAAGAUGAGCUCCCGAAGCUGUUCGCGUUGGAGAGAGAGUUCAUCCGGCCCUUAUUUCAAUCAUUCUACUACAUGCAGCUCAACGUAUUCUACACGCUACAUGAGAAGAUGCAAAACAUUGACAUCGGAUACUUCGACCUGACUAAAGAUAUUGAGGACGCCUUCGAAAGUCAGCGAGGUGAGGUACAAGAGCAGACAGAGGCACUGUCAAUUGUCCGCUUCAAGACCACAGGGCAGAAGAAGGCCCCCAAAUACGGAGGUAGACUUGCCAUCGAAGACCGCAAAUCAACCGACGCGGCAGGAAAAGGCAGACUUGCGAUUGAAGAUCGACAAUCACUAGACGCACCAAGUCGGCGGUCCACGAUGGACACGGAUGAAAAAUCGCCACCACCAUACACCUUGUCUCCAAAAGUGAAUGGAGAGACGACAGUUGCGCGAUCUCACAGCACUGGUAGCUCUUGGGGAGCAGCGGCCAAAGCGAAAGGAGCAGCACCUCCGCCUCCAAAACCGAAGCCAUCGAGGUUAAGUGGCGCUCCAGCUGCGGCCAAUCGAGCGCAAGCACUGUACGACUAUGAAGCACAAGCAGCAACAGACUUGAGCUUCACGACUGGAGAUGUGAUCGAGGUGACGGAAAAGGGCGCGACCGAGAACGAAUGGUGGACAGGGACGGUGAACGGUAGAUCAGGGCAAUUUCCCGGUAAGACAGCAUACCGGCGAAUCAAAGAAAGCGUUGCUAACUUUUCCCCAGGUAAUUACGUGCAGAUGAUAUGA
This is a messenger RNA of Bacidia gigantensis, 1374 nucleotides long. RefSeq lists its product as uncharacterized. The record is from RefSeq and is a predicted model, not a curated record. Gene Ontology annotation, molecular function: lipid binding; protein binding. The coding region runs from base 1 to 1374 and encodes 457 amino acids. Gene Ontology annotation, biological process: actin cortical patch localization; plasma membrane tubulation; endocytosis. The transcript is spliced from 2 exons. Gene Ontology annotation, cellular component: medial cortex; Rvs161p-Rvs167p complex; mating projection tip. Lineage: Eukaryota; Fungi; Ascomycota; Lecanoromycetes; Lecanorales; Ramalinaceae.